Messenger RNA from Hyposmocoma kahamanoa, 1679 nucleotides. RefSeq names its product proton-coupled amino acid transporter-like protein CG1139. Gene Ontology annotation, molecular function: amino acid transmembrane transporter activity. The transcript is spliced from 9 exons. Lineage: Eukaryota; Metazoa; Arthropoda; Insecta; Lepidoptera; Cosmopterigidae. Bases 110 to 1666 code for a protein of 518 amino acids. Gene Ontology annotation, cellular component: vacuolar membrane. Gene Ontology annotation, biological process: amino acid transmembrane transport. The record is from RefSeq and is a predicted model, not a curated record.
CAACGAAACAGAGAAGAAUAUGAGUCAUUAAAUAAAUGGAAUUAAAAAAAUACACCUAGCAGUGUUAAUUUGGUUUUGUGUUAUUUAAUAGAUAAAUAAAACACACAAAAUGUUUGUCUUCAAGUAUAUGGCAGGACUGAUGGAUACGGUCACACAAGAUGAACAUGCGUUGCAGCCUUACCCAGGUGGACGUCGAGUGGCCCACGUCCACCGGCGCAUCCAACAACCACAUCGAGAACCGAAGUACGAGGACGAAGAAGCACUACAACAAACCGAAACGCAAGAAAAAGAGCAAGAUAUCUUGGAUGACGAAGAGGAUAUAGUCUCUUAUGACAUCUACGAAGAGGAGGAAGAUUACGAUCCUCAUAAACAUCGAAACGUGGAGAAACCUACAAGUUACUUAGAUACUAUGGUGCAUAUGAUUAAGGGCAGUUGUGGCGCAGGAGUCCUUGCCAUGCCGGAGGCAGUGAAACGAGUAGGAAUCGUUACCAGCAUACUUUCCUUAAUGUUUAUCGGAUUUUUUGCUGCCUAUUGUAUGCAAUUAUUGAUAAAUACCCAAUACCGAUUGUGUAAACGCCAUCGGCAAGGAUACAUGGCUUACCCAGCGUCAAUGAAGCAGUCUCUGCUAGAAGGACCCAUUAAAACUCGAUGGAUAGCACCAAUCGUAUAUUAUUUUGUAGAUGGAGUACUGAUUUUGUGGCAAUUGGGAAUAUGCACUGUAUAUUUUAUUUUCGUAGCUGAAAACAUAAAACAGAUUAUGGACUUCUACAGUAUUGAGAUGACGCUACGUGUUCACUUGACUAAUGUACUGAUUCCUGCCAUACUUAUAAAUCUAGUGAAGGAUCUAAAAUUGAUGACGCCGCUAUCAGGCAUAUCUAAUUUGGCUACGAUGUUGGGGCUCAUCCUAGUGUUUUACUAUUUACUCGAAGAUGACUUAGAUUUUCACACGGAUAUGAUGUAUCUGAAAAAUUUUGUUGACUUUCCUAUAUUUAUUGGCACCGCGCUUUUUGCACUUGAAGCUGUUGGAGUAGUAUUGGCGUUAGAAUACAAUAUGGAAAACCCUAAACAAUUUGUCGGCAUUUGUGGCCUUUUUAAUAUUGGUAUAGCUGUGAUUCUACUAUUAUACCUAAUAGUAGGCUUAUUUGGUUAUAUUAAGUAUGGGUCCGCUAUCAAAGCUUCUCUGACGUUAAACUUGCCACAUGAACAAAAGAAAGCGCAAUCAGCUAAAGGUAUAUUUGCUGUAGCGAUCUUUUUAUCGAUACCUCUCCAAAAUUUUGUUGCGUACGAAAUCUUGUGGAGGAAAUUCAAUCAUAAAAUAUCGGGGAAAAAACGAUGUUUAGCAGAUUAUGCUCUACGAGUCGUACUUGUCAUAAUUCCAUAUCUCGCAGCUAUAGCAAUUCCCCGCUUGGGCCCUUUUAUCUCUUUGAUGGGAGCAUUUUGUCUGUCUCUACUGGCUGUCGUAUUCCCAGCUAUAAUGGAUGUGUGCGUAUGCUACGGUGAACCAAAACGUUACGGCCGGGCGAACAUAAAACUAAUACGCGAUAUGAUUUUAUUGGUAAUUGGGUUAUUUUGUAUGUGCUCCGGGGUCUACACAAGUAUUAUAGAAAUCGUAACUGGAGAUGAAAAUACCCAUCCGAAACCAGAUAAUAACUCUAUGCUAUUUUAAAAAUUUCAACUUA